Molecule: messenger RNA, 726 nt
Organism: Didymodactylos carnosus
Lineage: Eukaryota; Metazoa; Rotifera; Eurotatoria; Philodinida; Philodinidae
Source: the annotation of a GenBank genome assembly
AUGAUAAAAAGAUAUUUGGUAGAACCAUUUUUUCAGUUGAAAUCUUUAAAUAUUUGUCAUUUAUACAAAAUAAAGAUGGAUAAUUUUAAUGAUUUAAAACGAUCGUCAAUCGAAGAGUUAUCUUUUGAUUAUGCUCAUAUUGAUGUUUUUUGCUACUUACCAUCAAGUUUAAAGCGUCUGACAAUUAAAUCACUGUAUGGCGCAAUAACAGAAACACCAUUAUGUCUUCCAAAAUUAACAAAUUUAACCAUAAAAGUUGAUCGUGCAUCUACUGUGGAUGUUGAAUGGAUAAUUAAAAAGAUUGGUCAGAGUCUUCACCAUUGUUCAGUAAACUCAUUAGGUUAAACUUACGCGUAUUUGCAAUGGGAGUGUAAUUAGUUCCAUUUUCGAAUGAAAAGAUAUUUGGAUUAUGUUGUGGACAUAUUGUUGACAGAAAUAAACUUUUAACUGAAAGUGUGCCCAAGAGCGUAAAAACGGGUAAAAAUACGGAGUCUGAAAAUUACAAAAACGGCGAAAUUUCGAAUUGGUUGGGUCCGCAUCUUAUCUGCCACGGGGUGACGGAGUCUGAACGGUUCAUAAAUGCGAGUACCCAGUAUAACUACCCGUUCUACAUCAAAGGAAUACGAGGGUAUGAAAAGUGCUUUCUUAUGCAUAUACGACCUGUAUGACCACUCGUUCUCCAGUGCAAGAGUAUGGAAAGUACUUUUAGCCGUUCACUUACGCCCG